AUGGAGAACCGGCCGCCGAAGCCCGCCAGGAGGACUAACAUCACCACCAUCCGCAAGGCCAGCAAUGCCCUCCACCGGAACAAGGCCUGCCUCAACUGCAGAGCAAGAAAGACCAAAUGCGAUGCGGUCAAGCCGAUCUGUUCGUCGUGCAAACGCUUGGGCCCCGAACAGCAGUCGCAGUGCAAGUACGACCAACCACCCAAGUGGCUAGAAUCCGUCGUCUGUCCCAACCGGACCCAGCAGAACCGGAUAGCAGAGCUCGAGCUCAAGCUGGAAUCUCUCGAGCGUACGCUGGCCCAGCGCAGGACUUCGGCGGCCAUCAAACACGAGCAGCAGCAGCAACUACCACUGCCAUUGCCGACCGGGAUAACCUACCAAACAACACCCCACCUCCAAACCCAGCCCACGCCGUUCUUCGUCUCCGAUCAGAACAGCCACCUCUUCGCGCUCGCCAAGCAGGACGAGCUUACAGAUCCUUAUCAUCAAGCCUUCCAGCCACUCUAUGCUGCCGAUCACCCUCACCCUCAUCAUCGCCAUCGCCAGUCGAUCUCCUUGAUCGACAACCCACCGAUCAACCAUUCCUUGGUCAUCAGGCAGCAUGAUGGCCAACUCACCCAGGUCAGGCAACAUGAUGGCCAACUCACCCAGGCUGAAUUCAACCCAUACCCGUAUCACUUCAUAACCCCGAUCUUAGACUCGCCCAGUCCAUCGGCUACCUCAUCUAUACCCGACCCAUCUCCCCCGUCUCCCUACCAUCUUCAUCAGCUGUCCGCCGCCCAAACAUUCGACCCGUGCCUGCCCAUAUCCGAGCCGAAUUGGUACCCCCAUCUGCCCUCGCGGAAGAUUUGCAAGCUGCUCAUCAAGGCUUUCUUCAAUCGACCAUUAUCGCCCUUCACCCUAGUCGAGCCGAUCGGCCUCCAAUCACGCCUCGAUCUCAGUAUCCUAGACCCCCACUUCCCCGAGCCAGUCCUGAUCCAUGCGAUAUGUGCCACCGGCGCACAGUACAUCUCCCGCGAGCUACUCGCCCCGGUCUACUGGAGCCACCCGCAAGGGCCACACGUCCAUCAUGCCGAAUGGGCCGAGCGCUUACUCAACACCGGCAUCGCCACUCUGCGUGAACCCCGCAAACUCCUCGAACUGGCCGAGGCCGCCGUCCUCUGUUGUCAGUAUUACACCGUCGUCGGUAAACCGCUGAUGAUCUGGAAGUGCUUGGGAUGCUGUAUCCGCCUCUCUACCCUCGUCGGCCUCAACCUCAACAGCCACAACAAUCAUUCAUUCUCUCGUCCUCAGCAUAACAUUGCGUACAACGAUCCAGGGUUAGAAAAAGUCUCGUUUUGGCCCGAUGGUGUCGGUGUUCUAGAUAGGCCGACGAACGCGAACAUUCAACACUAUCGCACUCUCUUAUGGUGGUACGUAUUUUGUUGUGAUAAGAUGUGUUCAGCCGCGGGAGGGUUUGCGUCGACGGUGGAUGAACGGGACAGUCUGAUCCCGAUCUCGAGUCCGGCGAUCUACCGAGUGAACGAGCAAGAUGGGAGUCAGAGACCCAUGACACGAGAGGAGGAGGCGGAGGAGCGGGAGUUCUUCUCGCCCAGUUCACCCUCGUUCUUCUACAAGCAUCGCACUGGCGACCAGGGCAGUCUGCAACUCUUGAUCAAGGCGGCAAUCCUGUUGGGCAAGGUCAACACGACCCUCUACAGACGGUCCCACCCUGCCAAAACGGCCCAGGAGAUUCAGCACGAGCAUGAAAGCUUGUCCAAUUUAAUCUGGGGUCUAUAUCACUCGAUCCCCCCGAGUUUCAAGAACCCAUUCAAGUUAACAAGAUACGGCCAACUAGAUGCCUGUCUUUUAUCGGCACACACGUUGAUCCACACGAGCUUGAUCCAACUGAACGAGGAUCUGGUCUGUCUCGACCUCCACCCACCCGCCGAAGACGCGCAUCUCCAGAUCUGCCAGCUCUCGGGACAGCUCCUGAUCGACUGGUUUCUCCAGCUCAUCCAGCACAAGAACCUCGGCCUUAUCAGCGUCGAUCUGGGUCAACUGUUGUGUGGAAAUCCAACCCUGAACUUCGGACUGAGCGUCGCUAUGCGAACUCAUUGUAGAUUGAUCGCUAUCAAUCGCGUCUUCAAACCCUCCGCCUGCACCGAGCAUGACUCAUUGAGCCUCCAAAUUGAGCAGAUCUUGGGACACUUGAGUAAGUCGGCCAAGAUGCCAUUAGAAGGUCGGAUUAUCGAGCUCAUCACAGGCUUGCUCCAAAACCCUUACUCUCUCCUCCCCCGCUCUUUACUCUUCCCGAUCAUCGACCCGUCCAGGACGACGUAUUAUCAGCUGCCCAACAACACCCAUCCUCCUCCGCACCAAGGCUUGAUCAAAAAGCUUGGCGAUGAUGAUGGCCACGAGUCUAUGAAGAGUAACUUUGCAUUGGCUAGAAUGCUGAAUUGCUCCUCUCUGUGA
Messenger RNA from Puccinia triticina, 2451 nucleotides. RefSeq lists its product as uncharacterized. The record is from RefSeq and is a predicted model, not a curated record. Lineage: Eukaryota; Fungi; Basidiomycota; Pucciniomycetes; Pucciniales; Pucciniaceae. The transcript has 8 exons. Gene Ontology annotation, biological process: DNA-templated transcription; regulation of DNA-templated transcription. Gene Ontology annotation, cellular component: nucleus. The coding region runs from base 1 to 2451 and encodes 816 amino acids. Gene Ontology annotation, molecular function: DNA-binding transcription factor activity, RNA polymerase II-specific; DNA binding; zinc ion binding.